AUGCCUCUCAGAGUUGGAUGUAGAGCUGAUGAUGCAGACAAACAUGAAUUUGACAUCAACUUUUUGCUUUAUCACAAGGGAAAACUUUAUAGUGCUGGUGAUGAUGGAAAAAUCAUGGUGUGGGCUUCUGAUUUGAAGAAAAUUGCUGAGGUCCAGUCGAACCCAUGUUCAGUUUACUGCUUAGCAGCUAAUGAGGAUACUUUGUUUUCCUGUUCAAACGAAGGUACAAUAAAAUCUUUCGAGUUGGGCACUCUUAAAGAAAAAGAAGAACUUGUCAGGGACACCCAAAUGGAGUUUUGGAGACUGAGUUAUUCGAAUGGUUGUCUAUAUUCCGGGGACAGCGAAGGAAACGUGAAAGUUUGGAAAGAUGGCCAAUUUUAUGGUUCACUCAACGUAGCUGAAGCUAUCAAAGACAUGGUUGUUUACAAACAUUUGAUCUUCACAGUAAAAGAUUUGGAUUUAAUAAUAAGCGACGUAAAACUAGACGGUGAAAAACUACAAUUUGGUACCAAAAAUUCUUUCAUGGGUCGAGCACCUGUAACCAUAGUUGGUGACAAGUAUUUCAGCUUCAUCAGCAGAGAAGGAAUGGAUAUUUUACUACACGAAAAUAACAGCGAUUCACAUUUCAAACUGGUCACAAAAGUUCAAGGAGCUCAUGAGAAAAUUAUCAACGCUCUAGCUGGAGCCAAAUGGCAGGAAAAAAAUUUAAUCUUCAGCGGUGGCUGGGACAAACAAUUGAAGAGAUGGAACGUGGAAGCGGAUGAGAUGAAACCCGAUUCAUCUUGCGACCUUGAAAUCGUCAUCAAUGCUAUCGCCAUCGGAGACCAAGGAGAGGUCUAUGUAGGCGGUGGAGACGGCCAUCUUGUCAGAGUGGAGGUCGAAUGA
Molecule: messenger RNA, 885 nt
Organism: Phaedon cochleariae (mustard beetle)
Lineage: Eukaryota; Metazoa; Arthropoda; Insecta; Coleoptera; Chrysomelidae
Source: the annotation of a GenBank genome assembly